Messenger RNA from Anopheles funestus (African malaria mosquito), 3705 nucleotides. RefSeq lists its product as uncharacterized. NCBI's taxonomy places the organism in Eukaryota, Metazoa, Arthropoda, Insecta, Diptera, Culicidae. The coding region runs from base 2592 to 3173 and encodes 193 amino acids. The transcript is spliced from 2 exons. The record is from RefSeq and is a predicted model, not a curated record.
CAAAAAACUUCUUUUUUUUUGGUGGCCCAUUUUUCGUUUUUCAUAAUUUGUUAUUUCUCCCUUUUUUUUCUUUCGUUUACACCAAACAAUUUUCCUCCCAAAAAGGUGUGUUUUCGGUUUCACUGAAAGUGUGUAUGCGUUGCUAGUUUGCCGCACCAUAAAGCCGAGAGAGGAAAUUUGGGAAGUGCGAGAUAUGGGUGGUAAAAAAUUGAUAAAACUUUUUUCCCCCAGUUUUGUUAUGAACUGAGAACAUUUUUUCUUUUCCCUACAUGUGUGUGUGUGAUACUUUAUUUUGUUCACUCGCACACCGCUCAUCAUUCUUAUAGACUCAUGUACGGGGCGAAGCAAAAAAAUCUCCAUAUCCGUAUGAUAAAAUGAAAAGUUUACAUACAGGGAAAAAAAAUCCACCCGUUUGUACCAAUUGAAAGCACUUUAGCACUUUUGUAUGUAUGCCAUGUCUUGUGUAUGUGUUUUGCAGGUGAGCUUCACAAAACAUCCCAAUCAUGACGAGCACGAUCACGAUGAUGCUCACACGCGUAGACCGCACCGUUGAAGACCCUUUAUCCUUUCAAGGCUUUUUUUAUUCUGUCCAUUCCUGUACACGCCAAAAAAAAGGAACCACUGACACUGAACACUCUUUUUUCGCGGCCACAAAAGUUGCCGUUGGGUUUUGUUGUGCGGGAUUAUUUACGCGCAAGACUUCUCAACAAUCAUCACCACCCAAGCACAAAUAUGCUCCGCCAAGCGUACACAAAUAUGUGAACCCCUCCCCAGUUGUACACCGUACGCUUCAUUCCCGAGCAUUUACCGAAAAUAAAAUGAAAAGUCUUUAUUAAUUUGAUUGGCCUGAUUAUUUUGUGCCCGCAUCGACACCACCCGGACGGUUGAUGAGGUGUUUGAAAUGAAACCAGUGAAGGAAUUGAAUUUGAAUUCGACGCAAAUUCCACUGAUACACACACACACGCACAGAGCAUACCGUCGGCAGGAGGGGAAAACGGGGGAAAAGAUUCUUCCUAACGCACCUUCAUCAUUGUCGAUACGAAUCGGCUUUAUUUCGGUAGCGUAAGAAGAUCCACCAAUCUACAACACUUCCUUGCGCGCACAUCCAUCGUAAGGAGGGUUUUAAUAUUACAAGCUGAUUACAAACGGUGCGUGAAAAUGCGUAGGAAACGUUUGUACCGCGUGAGAAAUAAAAAUAUGAUUAAACCUUACCAAGAAUUGGUCGGUGUGCAGCGAUGACAACUCGCACGCAUGCAUUCAAACACCUGUGCGUCACGGCACGGCUGGUUCGCCUAACUUGGUUUAACAUCACAUUUGCACCGGAAGUAGCACGGAAAUUUAAAAACUUUUUGGCACAAAAGUACCUUACAUUGGGAAAGGAAUGUUGAAGAAGACGCGAACCUGGUUGCUGGUAGGAAUGGUCACAGCUUGCGAUCCACUUAUUAUUCGAAGCGGGGGCGGGGAAAUUAUUCAAUUUACCUGAACCGAACAACUUUCGCCUCGUAUAAGUUGUUUGGCAGGCACAUUGUUUCCACUUUCGGUUCUUGAUAAAUAGAUCAGCAGGAAACGGUUGGUACAGCAAAUCAUGUCUUCGUCUUGGCAGAUUGUGCAACGUGUAUGGUGUUUAUAAUUUUUUGAAACAUUCAUUUCCUUGAAGAAAACUUAUUUUUAGUCGUAAAAAUGCUAUCUAGUACAUAUCUAUUACCUAUUAGAAUAGUUCCUUUCGUUAGAACAUUCUAUUGAUUAAUUUAUACAUGCUAACUUCUUUGAAAAUUUCUCCUCUAUCUUACCUCUUUGAAUACUCUAUCGUAUCAUGCAUCAGUGAAGAUUCUUUCAGCUCCUUCAACUCCACCUCAGGCAGGGCUAUUAGCUGCUUGCCAUUGCUUCUUCGCUUUCCUCUCUCCAUCUUGUGCUCCUGAAUUUUAUAUCUUCUCUGUUUUUGAUAUCAUUAUUCUUGAUACCUUUUCACUACUACGAAUUACCUUUUUCACAUGGUCAAAUUUAAAAUCAUACAUAGAAAAGUGCUCUCUGACUUCCUUUAUUAUUACAAUUCAUAUCCUCGAUAUAUAAAGCAAAAUUAGAGUAUCAUAGAGUAGACCACCUUUAGACACGCCUGGCAAAAAGCUUUCCAUAUUCCUAAUUAUAAACCGUUGCAUGACAAAAACCAGGAAUAUGUUGAAUAACAGGCAUCCAAGAGAUUAACCUUCGGUUAGUUUGGAACGGAUCAUUGCGCCACCCCAACAGUGAUCCCAACAAGCGUACUAACUUUCAACGGAAUCACCUCAGGUUGAUCUUCCAAAACCUCGCUCAAAUAUUAAUAUGCACUAAUUUGGCCAAUAGUACAGUGAAACAGACGAUUGCCAUUAUGCUGCUAGACCUGACAUGAAAUAACACACAUCAACAUCUACAAUCACGCAAUCAGCGCGCUUGUUCAACAGACUACACGAUGUAGAUGGACGAUUAAUGCACACGAUUGUUACAUCUUCUUCCCUUAGCAUGUCAAUGAAAAUAUAAUUGUUGAUUUAUCAAAUAUUCUAUUCCCAACCAGAGCAGCAAUUUCUCAUUACCUCGUUGAAGCUUGCCAUAACAACAUGCACGGUACGGUGGAAACAACAGUCCGUACGAUACGAUCUGCGAUCUUGUUGGUGCUCACAAUUCUAGUGGUGAAGCAUUACUGCGGUCCAGUAACGGUCAUGUACGAACGGUUGGAACAACGCGAAGGUUUUCAUAUGUUCGAUUCCAGAAAUAUGCGUAUCCGGAAGUACAACCGAACGGUAUCUGUGUUAGACGGUACAUUUGAAUUGCAUCAAUCGUUGGAUGACGACUAUUCCUUUACAGUUGAGCUAUCUUACAGUACGCUGGGCAACAAUCAGUUCAUAAAGUCACCGUUCCGGUUGCCGUUGCAAAAGAUGUGCCAAUUCCUAAACACUACCUAUCGCGACUACCGAGAGUUUUACAGAAAAACGACGAACUUUCCCGACGUUGGUACAUGUCCGGCAGAAGCGAAGCAGUAUUACAUCAAAAAUAAGGUACUGGACGCAAAGAUAUUCAACGAUUAUUUCCAGGCAGGAUUGUGGAAGGUAACGUUAAUGUUGUUGGAGAAAAGCGAUUUACAAGUACCUGUCGUUGUCGCAGAUUUGCUGUUUAAAGUAUCACGCGAAGGUAUGUUUUGACACGUGUUUAGCUUAAAAGAUUAUGAACAAUGGCAAAUAUUUUUAAUUUAAUAUAUUUUGAAUCGUGGCAGCUAAACAUUGUAGUGAAACGCCUAGCAUAAACGAUCGAACGAAGGGAGCUUGUUUUUGUAGUCUUAACGUUUUUUUCCCUUUUUGCAUACACUCCACUUCCUAUACUUAUUUUUCUUUAUCAAAAUACACCAAUGCAACACACUUCAAUGAAACAACAUAAAUAAAUUAUCUCUCUGAUUAAAAAGCUGUACUCAUUACUGAGAAAAAACUUAGUGCGUUGAUAUGUGUAAAUGUUCUUCUAUCAUCGCCAUGAGGUAAUAUAAAAUACAAAAAAAACCCUGAGUCCAAUCCCUUCCCAUCGUGCCAUGCAUAACUGUGGUAAAGACGAAACUUAUUAAAUCGAUCACUCAAAAAAUUACUUGCCAAAAAACUUUUAAAAAAUACGUCGUCUAAUCAAAAGAUCAGCCUUCACAUUGCGGAGUCCACAAUGAUCUGAUAGCUUACUUGCUCAGAUACUUGA